Messenger RNA from Cylicocyclus nassatus, 300 nucleotides. The record is from the annotation of a GenBank genome assembly. Lineage: Eukaryota; Metazoa; Nematoda; Chromadorea; Rhabditida; Strongylidae.
AUGCGACGUCAUUGGAUGCGCCUGCAAUUUUGCACUGCUAAGCAUGUAGAGGGAGCAAGCAACAUGAGCCUGCGCAGGCCAAGAGCGAAGUCGUUUGGCAUGUGUACAGCUGAGGCUAGAAGAUGGACCGCCAACGAGCUUCGACAAGAAUCUAGCCAGUAUAUCUCAACAAAUCACGAGAGAAGCUGCGGCCGCAUCAUUGGCGAAGGUGAUGUUGACGAGGUGUUCGGAGAGAUUGAAGAAAGCGACGAAAAAGAACACGAAGAUGAGAAAAGGAAAAAUAACUGGUGCCGCGAAUGA